Molecule: messenger RNA, 4191 nt
Organism: Xyrauchen texanus (razorback sucker)
Lineage: Eukaryota; Metazoa; Chordata; Actinopteri; Cypriniformes; Catostomidae
Product: phospholipid transfer protein C2CD2L-like
Exons: 15
Coding region: 335-2464 (709 amino acids)
Biological process (GO): positive regulation of insulin secretion involved in cellular response to glucose stimulus
Cellular component (GO): cytoplasmic side of apical plasma membrane
Molecular function (GO): phosphatidylinositol binding; phosphatidylinositol transfer activity
Source: RefSeq, a predicted model, not a curated record
GACUGAGGGAAGGGGAUGCAUUUUCUUUUGCGUUGACAGCACUAGAUAUAAAUGUGUGAUUUUUACAAUGCUAAACAUUCACGGCCAAAGGGACGCCAUGUACCAAUCAACUCCGGUCUGAUUGCAGAAUAUGCUAGGAAUAGCUACUGGAUCUGAAGAUUGGUGUUGGGAUUACGAAGACAUGAUGCUGGGAAUCUGUAGUUAGCGUUAACAGUGCUCACCGUGUCUCCGUUUCCAAUGACUGCGCUUCUCAUCCGAUCGAGUUCCAACCUUCGUGAGUCAAGAUUUUCAACCCUUCGUAAAAAUGAUACUAAAGUGAUAAGUGAUUAGGGAGAUGAUGACUUUCCAGGAUGUGAGCUGGCUGGUUCAGGUGGCGCUCUUCUGCGCUUCGCUGCUGGUCGUACUAGCCUGGCUCGUUCAGUUCUCAAUGGCCUUUCUGCACCCUAAGUGGUGUGACAGGGUCCAGGGCAAGAGGGAGACCCCCUGGCAGCUGCCCUUGAGUCUCACCCACCAGACCUCGACGGGUGGCGUGUGGGCUUCCCUCCUGAGACUGAGGCUGGGGCGAGAUGGGACAGGGAGCGACACUGAGGCGGGUUUCAAAGGUCUUUUGUCUUCGCUCUUUGUGUUCAAGUCGUUCAGGGAACACUGGCAGAGAGCCUGGGUGCGUGCGCUCAACGAGCAGGCCUGCAGGCAAGGGAGCUCCAUUCAAAUCACCUUUGAUGACAGCCUUCAUCAUCCAACCUCUGGUUCCAUUGACCAUGUGACUUGCACAGACCAAUCAGCAUGCAGUAUGGUCCUUCAGUGCAGUUGUUCUGUUGACACUGUUACGUUUCCUGUGACAGUCACUCAGCAGUCACCUGCCACCGUUUCCAUGGAUACCUACCAGAUCACAAUGCAGCCCAUGCAGGCUCAGUUAAAAGUCUGCCUUGAGGAGGUGGAGGAAGAGGGUCUCUUUGUGUCCUGGACUUUUUCCAAGCAGCCUCCGCUGUCUUUAACUGUAACACCACGACAAAGAUUCCAGAAAGAGGGAUUUGACGUAGAGGUGGACAGCCAUAUGAUUGCCACGCUGGUUGAGGACACGCUGUACACAACACACCCUGCUAUGAUCCUAAACCUGAGAGCCUGUGUAUCAAGCCCUGCGUUUCCCAGGGAGAAGCAGAUUGGUUUUCUGAACUCUCCAUCUCAGAGCACUCUUGUCAGAAGGAUUCUGGUACAGCAACUCAGAGCAACCAAUGUCAAACAAGGUUGUCAGACUCAUGUAGGAGAGCUUUGUUGUGUUUUGAGUCUGGACACUCCCUCCAGUGAACGGAGAACAGGCUUUCUUUCUCCUUCCCCUUGUCCUGGAGCAGCCCUGCACUGGACUGACAACUUUACACUGGAUUUAGGACCAGAAACCAAAGAGCUCAUAGUAAGGCUUGUGGAGAGAAACAGCAAAGGAGAGCAGUAUUUACCUGGAUAUGCUUCCUUAUCACUGGAUUGCUCUAAAAAAAAUCCCAACGGACAACACAAGCUGUCCAUCGGUCCAGGUCACGGUCUGGCUCCGACUGCUAUCGUAACACUAGAGCUGUUGUAUUUGGAGUCCAGUGAUUUGGGUGCAUGUCAGAAUACAACUCCUCUGCGGUCUUCAGUCACCCCAUCAAAGAAGGUGGAUGUAGACCGUACUAUCAUGCCUGAUGGCACUAUUGUCACCACAGUGACCACCAUCCAGUCACGACUAAAACUGGACCAUAAACUAGGAGACUCUCCGUCUAGGUCUCCUUCAAAGGUGGAGGUGACUGAAAAGGCUCCCACUGUACUUAUCAACAGCUUGCAGAGUACUAAUGCCAGUCCUACCCCCACCAAAGGCACACUCCCUAAUGGGCUGGAUCCCGUUGCUGAAACAGCCAUCCGGCAACUGACCGAGUCGGCCUGUAAGGCACCCAAUAAAACGCCUUCUAAACGCAGCACUCUCAUCAUAUCUGGGGUGUCCAAGGUCCCCAUUACUGAGGAUGACUCAGCCUUAUCAGUGGGCUAUGCUGCAGCCAUGGAUGCAGCCCUACAGGGGGGACAUUCUCCCAGCGGAACCCCGAACAACCACGGAGCUUCCGUGCAUCGGGAAACAGAUGAAACCACUCCGUCUGAUGUGUCAGAGCGGCCGUCUGUGGAUGAUGUGGAGUCAGAGACGGGAUCUACUGGAGCGCUAGAGACACGCAGCCUCAAAGACCACAAAGUGGGAUUCCUUCGCAGUGGUACCAAGCUACUGUUCCGCAGGAAACACAGAGAGAAAGACCCCAGUUUUAGUCAGUCCCAUGAAGAUGUCUCCAACCUGGACAAUGACUCCUCUACAGCCUCCUGCUCCCCCACCAGCCGUAAGAAGUCUGGAAGCUUCUCUCGUCGCCUCAUAAAACGCUUCUCAUUCCGUUCAUCCAAGACAAAGGGCAAAUCUAGCACCGCCAAUGGAGGGGCUAGUGCAACAGACAACUAAAGCAGAAAUUUAGAGAGAGAGACGGUGCAGGCACCAGUCAAAUGAGUGUGGAAUAAAGUAAAAUGAGUGUGGAAUUGGCUCCAGAAUUAGUUAUUUAUCUUAUAUACUGAGUGCCCACCAAUCAGGGGUUAUGUCCUACUUCAGACCACAUUGUCCCAGGUAGCCAGCUUUGCUUUGGCGUGCCCACAAGUUUUCAGGAUGGAAAAAUCAACUAUAUAUGGAAAAUAAGUGGAUUUGUUGUUGUUCUUAAAUUUAUGGGAUGAUUAAGUGUGAACAAACGUGAGAAAACGUGAGAAUACUGGAGAUGGUCAUGUGUUGAUGGUUAUUGAGCACAAGGGGGCGACAUAGACUAGAGACUAUUAUUGCCUCCAACACUGUUGCUGUGUUGUUUUUCUUAUUUAUUUUAUUUCAUCAGUUGCACUUUGGAUCUUAAACUGAUUGUUUACAAUGCUGGGGAGCUCUUUUUUUGUGACGUUUUUAUCAUGUUUGUGUAUCGUUUACUGUUAUCGGCACUGAUUUAUUUCUCCUGAGAUCAUGAUAGGAGUAUUUCAAGGGUGUGAAAUGCUAAGACAUACUGUGAGCUUUGUUCUCGUUUUGUUGUUGCGAUAGCAUUUUAGAUCAAACGAUAAUAUGCCCUGUUUUAAAAUAGCAGUAGAGUUUGACUUUUAUUCUGACUUAAUAAUCUUUUAUAUGUUUCUAUUGUUUUUGGAAAAAUAAUCAUAACUAUAGGUAUAUCGCACUAAUUUAUGUUUGUGUGUUUUAGUUGAAAAGUACGAGCCCUUAUGACAAAAGGGAAACACUACAGUUAAACUACAUUUGUGUAUAUUUAUAAAUUAUUUCACAUUGUAAAUCUACAUCAGGCUGAAUUUGCAGUGAAACGUGCUAUUUUAAACUCAGGGGAUACUAAAAAAGGUGCGGGAAAAGAUAUUAAAUCACUUUAUUUAUUAGUUGUUUUUUUAGAUAUCGCUUGAACUAAACCUCCAUUGUCUCAGUAUACUAUCCCGUUUCUUCCUGUUUUCAUUUAGUUGCAAUAAACGUAUCAAGAGGUACGGGGUAUCCAGAGGUACGGCAGUCCACGUGUGCUUUAUUUAAAGGUGCUGUACGCGAUUUGUUUUAUGAAAUGAUUUCCGGAAAGAUAUCAAUUAAAUAGCUGCAAUAAAAUAUCACACAGGUCUCCGUGACAGCGCUAGUCUGUAUAAUCAGUAAGGGGGGCUGGGGUUUGAUUACUCUGGAGGAGGGAUCUCCACCCCCAAUAAUCUGAGCAUUAGUCUGAAUCGUAGGAACACCACAGAUUGUUUUUAUUAUAAAACGGAGAUUGAAGUUUAUUGUUUUAUGUUCAUGUAAACUACAAAUUAACACUUUACCCAUAACCCUCCCCUAUUCCACAAGACUCAUGGCAUGUAUCAGCAUUUCGAUUGAUCAAAUAUUUGACGGAUCAGAGCUCUGUUAAAAGACAACAGGUUUUUAAAUUGCCCACACAUCUGGAUUACAAUUGCUUUAUGCUUUUCUCGCAGUUUACAGUUGGCAAAGCACUUGUUUGCUGGAACUCCUGGAGCACAUUUGAGCCUGGAAACUAAUAAAGCAUGAGUAAAGUUAUAAUAUGACCAGAAUGCAAUAAAAGCGAACAAAUUGAAAUUGAGGUAGUGGACCUUCCGAAGUAUUCGGAGCUUCAUAUUGUUAUUGUGGUUAAUUUGAUGUUUAAUUUAUUCUGAAUAAAUAAUUUUUGA